AUGCGAUCAUUCGGGGGCUCCCUGCAGCAGCAAGCCAGCAACACAGCAGCAGCAGCAGCAGCAGCGCUGCAGCAGCAACGGGCAGCAGCAAAAGCAGAUGGUUCAGCAGCAGCAACAACAACAGCAGCAACAGCGCAGACACCGACUACAGCAGCAGCAGCAGCAGCAUGCACACUAGCAGCAGCAGCAGCAGCAGCGGAAGUCAGCAGCACGAACGACAUAACCAGUAGAAGCAGCAGCAGACACGCCAGCAGCAGCAGCAGCAGCAGCAGCAGGAGAAGCAACGGCAGCAACAACAGCCACGCAAUGGCGCCGUCGAAGCAGCAAUCCAUCCUCUCCUUCUUCUCCCGGGGGCCCCCAGCUGCUGCAGCGCAGCAGCAGCACAGAAAGAGGCCCUUGCCAGUCUCACAGCAGCAGCAGCAGCAGCAGCAGCAGCAGCAGCAGCAGCUGCAGCAGCAGCAGCAGCAGCAGGAGAGUCAGCUGAAGAAGGCCAAAGUGGCCACGGGGUCGCAGCAAUCCCCCACUAAGAGGAAAGAUCAGGAGGAGAAGCAGCAGCAGCAGCAGCAGCAGCAGCAGCAGCAGCAGCAGCAAGAGCAGCAGCAGCAGCAGCAGCAGCGAGUUGAAGAUCUGGAGCUUUUUGCAGAAGGAGAAGGAGAGACAGAGCCACCAGCUGCAGCAGCAGCAGCAACAACAGCAACAGCAACAGCAGCAGCAGCAACAGCAACAGCAACAGCAGCAGCAGCAGCAACACCAGCAGCAGAUAGUGGGCCUGCUGCAGCAGACACUGCCCGGGUUGCUGUCAAAGCCUCUCCUGCAGCAGCAGCAACAGCAGCAGCAGCAGCAAAAGAUGCAGCAGCAGCUACGAAGACAACUACUGAGAAACAACCAUUGAAGAAAGCAGCAGCAGCAGCAGCAACACCGGCAGCAGCAAAAUCGGGGAAAGCUGCAGCAGCAGCAAAAGCAGCAGCAGCAGUUAAAGCAGCAGAUGAGGAACAAGAUGAAGAAGCGGAUUCCAUAUCAGUUGCAGCUGCGAGUGCCAAGGGCCGCCGCGCGUUGGCGAAGCUCGACAGCAGCAGCAGCAGCAGCAGCAGCAGCAGCAGCAGCAGCAGCAGCAGCAGCAGCAGCAAGACGGGUUCUCUGUUCGCCUGCAGAGUUGCUGAAGCAACAGCAGAUUUGUCUUCUCCUUUUUUUGACCCGGAGCUUUUCGACUUCAAAAGCAACAGCGACAGCGACGGCAACGUUUAUUUCUCGGUGUUGACGGAGGCCCUGGGCCGCAUCGAGGGUUUGAAGAACAGCGGCAGCGGCAGCAGCAAAAAGCAAACCCUCAUUCUCGCCAACGCCUUCAGGAUUCUUGUCUUCUACUGCCCCCAGGCGCUGGCAGCAGCAGUUUACUUUUGCCUGAAUCGAACAGCGCCGGACUUUCUAGAAGCAGAAGCAGGAGUUGGAGAUUCUAUUCUUUUCAAAGCUGUUGCGGAAACUUACGGAGUUUCCGACAACUCCCUCAGAAACGAACUGAAGAAAGAAGGGGACUUGGGGCUGGCAGCAGAAAAGCUGGGGGCGCGCGUGCGGCCCUUAGCUGCGCCUGCCCGGCUGUCUGUACACCGCGUGCUGCAGCGGCUGCAGCAAAUCUGCUGCUGCUGCGGUGCAGCAGCACUUUUGAAAAAGAAAGGAAUUCUUCGGGAACUUCUUGUUGCUGCUCGGGGCUCGGAAGCGAGGUUUCUUGUUCGUUUCUUUCAGCAGCGCAUGCGCGUCGGCUGCGCAGCAGCUUCCGUCCACCAGGCUUUGGCGUAUGCGUUUUGCCUCACGCACAACGCGCGGGGGGGGUUUGGGGCCAUAGGGGACAUAAGGACUUUUAGGGGCAGCGAGGAGGCUUAUCUUGCUGCAGACUUGGCUGCUGAGCUGCAGCAGCAGCAGCAGCAAGCAGCAGCAGCAGCAGCAGCAGCAGCAGCAGCGGGCGGCCGCAAAACCUCGCUGCUGCCCGCCACCUGGGCAGCAGCAGACCUCGAGCUGCUGCUGUCGAACUUCGAAGCAGCAGUAAGGCAGGCGCUGUGCGAGCUGCCGUUUCUGGAGCUGCUGCUGCAGCAGCUGCUGCGGGGAGCAGCAGCAGCAACGCUGCAGCAGCUCUGCUGCUGCACCCCGGGGGUCCCGCUGCUGCCGAUGCUGGCGCGCCCCACACGCGGCUUUUCUGAGGUGUCUGUACACCUCAAGGGCGCGGACUUCACUUGCGAAUACAAAUAUGACGGAGAGAGAAUUCAGAUCCACGUGCUGCAGCAGCAGGACUACGAGAAGCUGCAGCAGCUCAUCCGGAGCCACACCAGCAGCAGCAGCAGCAGCAGCAGCAGCAGCAGCAGCAGCGGCGGCGGCGCGCGGCCCAAGCC
Molecule: messenger RNA, 2378 nt
Organism: Eimeria necatrix
Lineage: Eukaryota; Apicomplexa; Conoidasida; Eucoccidiorida; Eimeriidae
Product: DNA ligase 1 precursor, putative
Exons: 8
Biological process (GO): DNA repair; lagging strand elongation; DNA recombination
Cellular component (GO): nucleus; mitochondrion
Molecular function (GO): DNA binding; DNA ligase (ATP) activity; ATP binding
Source: RefSeq, a predicted model, not a curated record